Acyrthosiphon pisum (pea aphid) is the source of this 2386-nucleotide messenger RNA. RefSeq lists its product as uncharacterized. The transcript has 2 exons. Bases 1884 to 2300 code for a protein of 138 amino acids. The record is from RefSeq and is a predicted model, not a curated record. NCBI's taxonomy places the organism in Eukaryota, Metazoa, Arthropoda, Insecta, Hemiptera, Aphididae.
GUAUUAUAAAUGUUGCGACAUCCUAUAUAUUAAACAAUAUUUUGUAUUGUGAGUUUAUUUGAAAUUUGUUUCAUUUAAAUUAUAUUGUUGUAUGUAAUUGGUUUCUGGAGCAAUAAACUCAUAGCUUCGAUAUUGUGGUUUAAUAAAAGACUUAUUCACGGAACAGGGAUAUUAUAUUAUAUUAUGUAGCGUAAAAUACACGGAAACUUAUAACGUAGAACUAUAUCAGAAAAUGUGCUGCGAAGAAUAGUUACUUAUAUAAAGGAUUAUUGUAUACGAAACUUACUAUGUGAUUUGUUUUACGAAGAUGGUUCUAACGUGUCUAUAAACUCUCUUUUUUACUUCAACUAAUGGGUUACAUACGGUUUGAAGUUAUAUUAUAUAAUUAAUCAAAAACAAUUUUAAUUAACUUAAUGUAACUUUUUUUGAUUAUUAUCUGGAGCUCGAGAAUGCUAUUACCUAUAGGUAUAUUACAAGUCAGAAAAGUAUAUAAUAUUAUGUAAAAAGUUCUAUUGUAAGCGACUAUUCAAAACAUUCAUCAAAUAUUAAUCAUAAUUGAACGUAUCUCCAAAAUCACCUUGUCUUAAUAACUAUAACCUAACCUAUGCAACUAAGUGGAGAAUUUUUAUAAAUCCCGAAAAACUUUUGCAUGUGCCAUUUACACUUUGAAAAAAUAACCUCCCUUCCCUUCAACUUCAAGGAGUUGAGAUACCUACAAUGACUCAGGUAAAGUAUUUGGGAAUUUUAACAGACAAAAGACUAAGCUGAGGCCCACAUUUAAAGUACAAACGAAAAAUUCUCAAUAACCACCUCUUUUUUUUUCCGGUUUUAACCGACGACGCCGCGGGAUCUGCUUUCGCAUUGCUUCCGCGGCGCAAAAACCACCUCUAUCUGGUUCAACUUAUACUCAAAUCCAAACUACCAAUUCACAUAAAAUCCACACUUUACAAGUCUUUACUGAGACCCAUUUAGGGGCGUACCUAUGGUAUUCAAAUCUGGAAAUUCGCCAAACCUUCUCAAAUACUCACCAUUCAAAUCUUUCAGUCCAUCACUCUUCGGCAUCACGGCUCGGCCCCUUGCUACGUAACAAACGAAACCUUACACAAUUUUGAUUCAACCAACUUUGAUUUUGUCGUAAUAUUAUGUUAUCAUUAUUUUUACUAUUAUUAUUGCGAUAAAAUAUGAUAAUACCAUGUUAUACAAUACAGGUAUAUCCAACAGUAUCUAGUCCUGUGUAUUGUUAUACAUCUAUGAUAUUAUAUUAUUACCUAAUAUGUGGUUAUACAAUAUUGUUUGACUUUUGACGGACAUGCAUUGUUUUCGUUUUAAAUAUUUUUAUAACUUAAUUCUCUUUGUUAUAUUAAUGUGUUUUAUUGCAUCCAUUGUCUAGAGUCUGAUAAUACAGGUAAACUAAAAUCAUGGUUGUAUCUAGUAUUAUGUCAAUGGUGCAUAGGUAUUCAUAAUAAUAAUUAUUAAUAAAAUUGUAAUAUUAAAAAUCAAUAAACCCAUUAGAUUUUUAUUUUAACAAACUUUUUUUUUCAAAUUGAAAAUAUGCGCGAGAAGUGGAUGAAACGAAUAACAUGAAUUUUUUUUCAUUAAUUAUAUUGUAUUACCUAUUCAUUAACUUUGCAAUGAAUCAUGAAUACACUUUGAUGUUUUUUAUAAAUUGUUGCUAAUAACACUUCUAUAACGUAUGCUGAUAUAGAUUUUUGUUGAUUCAGCUGACGUACUAAUUAAUUAAAAUACAUUUUUAAAUAUUAUAAUAAAUAACAAUAUAUAUUUAUAUUAACGUGUUUAUCAGUUCGUAAAUCACUAUAGAAGUCGUUAUUAACAAUACUAGUAUACUACUAUUUACACAGAACACAUUUAAACACGCAAAAAACAUGCCUUGCAAAAAUUGCUACAAUUCUAAUGCCGUAUAUACAAUUGCGAUAAUAAUGAUGAAUUUGUUGAUAGUCUGGUAUACGUUUCGAUCGGCAGACCACAAGGUUGACGAAAAGCACCUCGUCAUGGACAAGGCCAAGACUAUAGUGAGACAGCUGGACGUCAUAGACGACAUCGUUUUUUGCUAUCGUCCGGUUUACAAUUUUAUCAAGACCAAGAUAAACGCAGCGGUGGAUGCCAUGGACAACGACGACGACGAUUUAGCCGCAGAGUACUUUACCGACGCCCUGCUUUUGAUUGGACCCAAUCAAAAAGUUUUGAGAUUAAUGCAUAAUAAUUUACCCCGACACAUUAUCACAAAAAUCAAACACAGUUACGGAAAAUACUUGGAAGAAGUAGACGACACGGAGACAUAAAAUAUAUACCUAGUAUUAUACGUAUACCACAGUGUUAUUUCAAUGUUAUUUUAAAUAAUAUGAAAUAUAAAUAGAUAAUUAAAAAC